Molecule: messenger RNA, 947 nt
Organism: Prorocentrum cordatum
Lineage: Eukaryota; Dinophyceae; Prorocentrales; Prorocentraceae
Source: the annotation of a GenBank genome assembly
UUUGCGCGCGCCAGACUGCGCAGGUGUUCUACGUGGACAUAUGCAUGGGCCUCCAUAAAGAGGACGUGUCGGCAACGCGCCGAUAUGCAGGCGCUGUUGUGAUCACGCAUUUCCUGCAGGCUAGUGGCGCUCUCGCUCUGUACGUGCCAUUCAACGCUUGGGGUCAGGCUGCUAUCUUCCCGGACCAGGGGUUGCUGCAGGGGCGCGCGGAGAUUCCAGUGCUUGAUUUUGCAGUGGUCCACUAUGACGUCGACGGGCAUUCACAUUACGAUGCCGUGGACGUGGCUACGUCAGGAGCUGACGCCCCGCGACCAUGGGAGCCGUCGACCGCGUGCCGGGGGAAGUUCAGCGACCUCUCCGUUUUUGCGGAUGUUGAUGCGCUGUUCGGGGCGGUUGCGGAGAACGCGCCGGAGAGCAUUAGUUCCAGCGAGCGGAGCGAGCACUCUCUCUCGGACGUGGGCUCCGACAAAGGCUCGUCUAUUUCUGAUCCAGAUUCUGGGUCAGAGCAUUCGGACGUGUACCACCUGGCGCUUUCUCCGACGGCCCGCGCGCGCAUGGGGAGCACGGCCCGUGGCGACCGAGAGGCUGCCCUUGCGGCGGCGCGAAUGUUGGCAUCCAAGUUACGGCCAGAACCAUCGUUGCCACCCGACCCGAAUCAUGCAGCGAAGCUGUACGUGGACAUGAUGUCUGGCGUCAAGAUGCCGCCGUAUUCCUGCGCAUUUCGCGGGUGCACAUGGACGGGGGACUUCCGAGAGGACUUGAAGCGCCACCUGCGCGCAGAGCACGUUACUUUGCUCCCAAGUGUUUUUCGAGUCUCGGACGUCGAGAGCGAGCGGGCGGGUCUGUGGGACCUCUAUUGCAGGGCCGUCGAGGAGAAGGAGCGCGACGGCGUCCCGACCCUUGGCAUCACGCGCGACCGGCGCGCCAUCGACCGUGUCCUCAACGGC